This is a messenger RNA of Elephantulus edwardii (Cape elephant shrew), 435 nucleotides long. It is a transcript of the gene CFAP276, whose product is annotated as chromosome unknown open reading frame, human C1orf194. Lineage: Eukaryota; Metazoa; Chordata; Mammalia; Macroscelidea; Macroscelididae. The record is from RefSeq and is a predicted model, not a curated record. The transcript is spliced from 5 exons.
AUGGAGAAAUCUCAAAAUAAGAACCCAGCUCACCUCUCUCAGCAACAGGAACCCUGGAGUCGGCUCAGUGCAGCUCACACAAUCACCUCCAUAAUGCGGGAUGCAGAUUUUUUUGAUCCCAAGGCACCGCUGGAUGACCUGGAUUUCCGCUUAACAGCCCUGUAUAACCACCACACUGAGACAUUCAAGGACAAAUGUGAGAUUCUGGUACACCAGAAGACCAUUGAGGAUGCCCAUGGGUAAGUAAUGAAGCUCCCAAAACUUUCACCUUCUUCCCCACUACCUCCCAUCACAUCCUUGGGUAACAUCAGAUACUGGACCAGCCCUAAGAAGGAGUCCAUCUACAGCGUCCAGGGUGCCAUAGUGUCCCCUCACACUGCGGCCACCAAUGGAGGCUACUCCCGAAAGAAAGAUGGGGGCUUCUUCUCCACCUAG